AUGUGGAGCGCGUUUAUGAACGGCUCGGGGCUGCAAGGUGGGGGCGGAGCUGGUGGGGGCUACGUCCAGUCUCAGGGAUGGGAGUUUGUGCCGUGCUCCAGGAUGGAUGGAGCCGAUAGAGGAGGCAGGGGGAAAAAUCGCAGCCCGUCGAGGAGGAUCUCCUCCCCGCCUACCGUCUUCAGUCACAUCUACGACUCUCAGUUCUCCGCUCCACCGGGCGGAGGAGACGGUGGAGCGGGGACACAGCUUGAGAUCCUCAGGGGACAAAUGUGGCCGGGUGCCGAACACCACCACCAGCAGCAGACACAACACACACGGCUGAAAAAGAAGUUUGAGGAUUUGAAAAAGCGACACGUACAGGAUAAGGAAGAAUGGAUGCGAGAGAAGGAGUCGUUGUUGAGAGAAGUUGCUGACAUACAAGGAGGGGAGAACAGGAGGAUUCUGCUCGAACUGAAGACGGUUUUGGAGGACGUGCAGGUGGAGGUGAAGAAAGAGGAGGAGAAGAGGAGCGAGCUCCAGCUGCAGUACACCAGAGACAGAUGUGCCUGGGAUCUGGAGAAGGCUGAGCUCAAAUGCAGGAUUGCACAGUUGGAGGCUAGAGAGGGUGCUGGGUUGAUCAGCAGUGGGGUCCAGUCGGCAGCAGGUUGUGGCUCUGUGGCGUCACGGUGCGCUCGAGAACAGCACGGCGAGACAUCGACACUCCGACGGGAGAGGGAAGAACAGCGGAGGCUGCUGGUGGACACACACUCAACAGCCAUGGACCUGCGCUGUCGCCUGGAGCACAAUGAGAGGGACUGGUUAAGAGAGAAAGCAGAGCUGCUGGAGAGGUUUGACGUGGAGAGGAGGGAAUGGGAGUGCCAGCUGAAGGAUAUGCAAAGGAAAAUAGAACAGCUGUACUGUGACGUGGGAACCAAGCGAGUAGGGCAGGGCAGUGGGAGGCAGGACGACCAUGAUGAUGCACACAGGCUGAGCAUACACUCAACCAGCACCGGCUCCAGUCUGCUCAGUGACAACGACCCACUUAGCAGCAGCAGUCAGUCAGAACCACUCAGACAUCCACUUUUACCUGGUUUUGGUCGCAACAGAGACAUCAGUGGCAGUGAUUAUGUUGGUAGAGAUGGUCACCACUCCAGCUGCUUUCAAGCAGACAGCCUCUGUGGAUAUGAUGAUGAUGAUGUUGGUCAGUUCACUCAGAAUGACCAUACAACACCUGAGCUGGUGAAUGACUUUAGUUCCAGAGGCACUUGGCAGCAAGACUCAGCCACUGAUGGCAAGGAAGCUGUGGAUACAAUAGAGCUAGAUGCUAUGUUUCAUGGAGCGCUGCAGAACAAUGUCUCAAACAGUAAUGAAACCAAUGUCCAUGUUCAUCCUGAAGAAAGGCCUCUUUGUGCAGAGCUGAGUUACGGCAGCGAAAAGAAGAAGAACACCACUGCUCUCAAUGCAGCUCUGAAGGAGAUAGCCCGUGUAAGUGAGGAGCUUUGCAGCUACCAGGAUGAGAUCAGAAAGAAGAGUGGGGAUAAGAGGAAUCAAUCUGAAACCCUUUGUCUAACUGAGGAGAGCGAGAUGUUGUUUGGCCAUGAUAAAACCCGGCUGGAGGUGGAUGAAGCUCCUUGCGACCUCAACCAGAUUUACGAUGACCUUCGGGCCUUGGAGAGGGAAAACUGGAUCACCUUGUCUCCAGAAAACACCUGGAGGGCCGUCAGAGGGCAGAGCAAAUCGUGGAUAGCAAACACUGCUGAUCCAGAAAGCAACAGAGAAACAAAGACGAGCCCUGGAUUACUCUCAGAGAUCGAUCCAGAAGGUCCACCUGUCCCUCCCCGCACCUCCUCCUGGAAUCUGAGCUCCCCCACUUAUUCAGACACAGAACUUCACAUCCCAGAAUCCCCCGUGAUGACAGUGAGGAAGUGCCAUAGCCCCUGUGUUGUAGUUGACAAAAAAUGUAGCAGCCCAUCUAUUGUCAGGAAGUUUGAGGCUAUGCUACAAGAAAACGAAGGAAAGGUGUUGGUAGACGGUGUUGUUGCAGCGUGCGUUGUACCUGCUAACUCUGAAUGUAUUAAUAAGGGCUGCUGCCACAACCGCUGGUCCUGUGAUGCAAGCAAGUUCACAAGCAGUAAGCUAUCAACAUAUGGGACUGUCCAGAAAAGCUUCUCUGAAGUCAACAUAUUGACUGCUGGCAAACACUGUCCUGGGGUUGGGAACCUAAAAAAGCCUGAGCUUCAAAUACCUCAGAUUGUCAAAGAAUUACCUUUAGAUUUGCUCUUGUCCUCUCUUGAAAUACCACCUGCCGGCCCCAACCUCCAGGGCUCCAAAAGAAACAUAAUGCUGGAACAAAAAACAGCUGAGUUCAACAGAACUUUGUUUCAGGCUGAGAUGGGCCGUGACGUAGAGAAACAGGACAGUUUGACAGUAACAGAUGCCUGCUCUGUGGGUUUCCAACCAGUGUUUUUACCAACUUGUGCAUCAGAUGAAAUAUCACCUCCCAGGGAGACAACAUCUCAGCCACUUUGUACUGAUGUCACCACCAGUGUCAUGGAUGUGCAUCCUGGAAUCACAUUGUCUUUUUCCACCUCAAAUUCCAAAAUGCAGAAUCCCGAGCUCCAAUCAAGGCGAAUGAGAUGCGGUGCUGAAGGUCAAGAGGGGAAAAUGAAGCAAGGAAUCCCUUCUGACCUUUCAUCUGAGCAGCCACAGAUUGGACUCACGGAGACAACAACAAAAGCGUCUCAGAGUCCUGCACACCAUUGUGAGGUCAAGCACAAAGUUCAAACAGCAAGUGGUCCUUUCAGGAAAGCACAACACAGAGCGGCCACAGAGCCUGUCUUGCCUGCAAAUACCCAGCCAGGUCAGGGUGUGGAUGGUUCCAGCUCCAAGAAUGAGAAUUCCCAUGGAGCAAAGCCUCAGUCAGCCAGAGUUGGUGUCUCUCUCCGGCAGCCGUCUGCUGAGAACCAACAAAGACAGAUGACACAGCCAGUGCACCAGGAACAGCUAAGGCAUGCGUCUGUUCUUCCCUCCCAGCCGGACUCCUCCAGACCUGGGCCUCGAAUCAUGAAUGACCAUCCCUGGAAGGCUCUCACUCUGGCUGCGUACCCACGGCCCGAGGGAUCCAGAUCCAACUACGGAGCUGUGGAGAAGAUUCUGAGGAAUUAUGAGAGUGCAGCUCGGGCUCACCAGAACCAGAGCCAACCCAACGAGAUGGCUUCUAGUCCUGACGCCAGUGUCAGGCAGGAGGAGAACGUGACAAAACUGGACAUGACGGACGUGGACCCUCUGCCCUUACCUCCAACUCUGAGACACACACAGACUUCAUACUCCUCACAGAAGCACACCACACAUGCACAGUUCAGCAGCCACAGUGCCAUGGGAUUGAAAGAAUUACAUCUAACAGUGCAGGAGAACGAUGUGACCGCUGUCUCCUCCUCUGUUCAGAAGAACUUCUCCAGGCCUGCCCGUCCAGCCAACCAACGCCUCCCCUCCAGAUGGGCCAGCCGCUCCCCCAUUUCCUCCCCCACUUCCUCCUCCUCUCCCUCUACCACCCCUGCUGUGCCUCCAUCCUACUCCGUCAAGAAACUCAGUUCCUCUUUGAACUACUCACACGCCUUUCGCAUAGAGACUGUCAUUAUUUGAACUCCACCUCCACGUGUGAUUAAACCAAUGAGAAGCCCUCAGUGAUAACCUGUAAAAACUGAACAUUUCUUUUCAUUACUAUUGUACAUACAUCACCCAGACUGCUUCUCCACUCAUACAGACCCAAAAGUGCUUUAGUUGUGAGUUCACCAACCUACCUUUUAGAAUGUAUGUGGCAUCCGGUGGAGCCUAACUGACCAGGGAAGGCACCAAAAAGGAUCUGAAGCAGCUUCACUUAUUCAGCAGUGCGCUCCGAUGAACCUGCCUGAUGAACCAGGCAUCAUGCAUAGCCUCAGAGGACAGUGAAAACGCAUCAUUCAUUCUAGCCUUGCAGAUAUACCAACAGACCUUCCACUACUGCUUCUGUUCUAUAUACUGUAUUUACACCUUUAAAGUGAUGCUUGGUCAUAUUCAAAUGAUCCAAAAACUUCCAGACAAAAUGAAAUCCUGAAUGAUGUAUUUAAUAUGUACUGUAUUUUGUUUGCAACAUGUUUUGUGUGUUUUUUGCACAAACUAUCAUGUUACAUACACAAUAUGCAGCAUCAUGGAUUCAUGGAUGGAGAUAAGGGCAGUGGAGCAGAGAUUCCUCCCCUAGCAUCACUCUGUGUGCUGAAUUAAGCAGUGUUUGUUUCUGCCUUCUUGAAUAUUUCCUACAGUACAUGCCUGGACAGUACCUUGCCUGUGACAUUUUGCUUUACAUUCAUAACUGGCUUUACAUUUUUCAAGAUUACAGAAACGCAAAAAUGUGAAUUUGAGUUCCUUUUUUAUAACUUUGUACCAAAGGCUGGUUUCUUUUACUGCAUUAUCCUGAUUUGAAGAAGAAAUACAUCGUUUGUAACAGCAUUUAUUUUUGCUGUCUCAUCCAUCGCUAAUUUUUUUCAAUCAAAAUGUAUGUUAAAACACCAUUCACGAGAGACCGCUUUUGUGCUUAACAUAAAUAACGAUGCUUAUGGAAGACUUAGAUUAAAAGGCCUUUUUCUACUUUUACUAAUUCUGAAUGGUCACAUAUGAGGACAUUACUCAGCUGAGUAGUACAGUCAGUGUUUGGGUCAAAGUGGUGAAUCAUAUCAUGAUAAAGGUGAUACCUUUGCUGUUCUUUUUGUGUAAUAAACAUAAG
Molecule: messenger RNA, 4738 nt
Organism: Anoplopoma fimbria (sablefish)
Lineage: Eukaryota; Metazoa; Chordata; Actinopteri; Perciformes; Anoplopomatidae
Gene: mtcl3a
Product: SOGA family member 3a
Exons: 7
Coding region: 1-3621 (1206 amino acids)
Source: RefSeq, a predicted model, not a curated record